GGAGCUGUAAAGCACGCCGGUUAUUCUCUCCAAAGACGCUCUGUAUCUCUUACGGUUUAUUUUUCUCUAUGGCAAACACAUUCAGACAUUAGUCAGUAUGGGACUCUAAACAGUCAUACUCACCUGGUGGAUUUCUGCGCUUAUAAAAGAUCGUAAAAUUGUCAGAAUGGGAUUUUAGUGUCCUAAUGAUGCAGCUGCCAAUAUGACACGUUCCGUGGAUUCUCCCCGCAGGCGAAGAUCCGGAGAAUGAUGGACGAGAACAAGCAGCUCGCGCAGCGGAUCGAUGGAGCGAUCCAGUGUGCGAGUCAGGAGGUGGCGAACCUGCGCGCGGAGCUGACUGUCACCGGUCACAGACCGGCGGAACUUGACGAGCUGGAAGAACCAGGAGAACCGCAGGAACCUCAUCAUCAUCAUCAUCAUCAUCAUGCAGCAGCAGCAGCAGCAACAACAACAGAACCACCACGAUACACCAGUGCAAAGGCAGAAAGCUUUGAUUGAGCUUAGUCAAAGAAGUGACCUUGUUAACCAAGAUACAUCAUUUGAUAAAGUGCUGUUGCACGAGGAGGUGGUGCAUUUGCAGGAAGAAGUGUCUGUGUUAAAGCAGGUGAGGGAGAUGUUGAACCGUGAGCUGGAGGAGACGGGAGGAGGCUGCUCUGUGGAGCUGCUGUCUGUCUCACAGCUGCAAGUGCAGCUGACACAGAAAGAGCAGGAGCUGGACAGAGCCAAGGAGUCAUUACAAGCAAUGAAGGCAGACCGGAAGCGUUUGAGGUUAGAGAGGACUGAUCUUGUGAAUCAAAUGCAGCAGCUGUAUACAACACUAGAGAGCCGUGAGGAGCAGCUACGAGACUUCAUUCGCAACUAUGAACAACACCGAAAAGAGAGUGAGGAUGCGGUGAGAGUCUUAGCCAGAGAAAAGGAUCUUUUAGAGCGGGAAAAAUGGGAUUUACGUCGGCAAACCAAAGAGGCCACUGAACACGCCGGUGCGCUCCGUUCUGCACUGGACCUGAAAGAGAACAGGAUAAAGGAGCUGGAGGCUGAACUAGCUAUGAUGAGUAACUUUAUGGCUCAGAAACUAGAGAGCCGUGUUUUCGUUCGCUCUCCAGAAAGACCUGCCUCUCCUAAAAACAUGUCGGCAAAACAGUCUUUGGCUACGCUCACUAAGGAUGUUCCUAAGCGACAUUCGUUGGCCAUGCCUACAGAGACUGUCGUCAACGGCAACCAAGAGUGGGCGAUGCAUGCAGAGCUUCCUCUGACUGCAGCGAUACGACAGAGUCAACAAAACCUUUACCACUCAAUGGACAGACAGGUGUUGAAAGCAUCGCCGUGUGUGUGUGAUGCUGAUAGUGUCAGUAUAAUGUCAUCAGCUGCAGCCAGGAUCAGUCCUUGUCACUCCAAACAAGCAUCGGUCAUCUCAGAUGCCUCUGUAAUGGAGGGAGAGAGGUCAUCAACACCAUCAGAUUCACCACGACAUAGAACACACUCUCUCUGCAAUUCUCUGGAGGAUCUCGAGGAGCAGAGACGCAGGAAGAAGAAGGAGAGGAUGGGACUGGGCUCUCUGUCGCGGGUGUUCGGUCGAGGAAAGCAAAGGAAGUCCAUGGACCCCACUCUGUUUGAUGACUCAGACAGUUUAUCAAGCCCCGCCCGCCUCAGUGUGAGUCUCUCAGAAUGCGAGGAAAAGCUGGAUCGGCUGCAGCAGGUGGAGCUCGUGCGGACAGUGCCCAUGUCCCGCUGGCGUGCUGGAACCGUGCAGGCGUGGCUGGAGGUGAUCAUGACAAUGCCAAUGUACAUCCGGGCCUGUGCAGAUAACGUUAAGAGUGGCAAGGUCUUGUUAGUUCUUACUGAUGAGGACCUGGAGUGUGUUCUGGGUGUCAGUAAUUCAAUGCACCGCAGGAAACUCCGUCUGGCUAUCGAGGACUACAGGAAUGCAGAAUCAGGACAUGGGCUUUCUAAAGCAGCCGACAUGGAUCAUCACUGGGUUGCUCAGGCGUGGCUGACUGAUGUGGGUCUCCCUCAAUACUCUCAGUUUUUUCACAAUCACCUGGUGGAUGGACGUCUCCUGAGUACACUUACACAUACUGACUUAGAAAAACAUCUGCAUGUGUCUAAAAAAGCCCAUCAGAACAGUCUGCUGCUGGGAAUAGAGCUGCUACACUCUCUCAACUUUGACAAAGAGAUUCUGCAAUCCAGACGAGCAGAGUGUGAAAAUCAAAACAUAUUUCCAGUGGUGUGGACUUGUCAUCGCAUCAUUAAAUGGAUUAAAGAGAUUGAUUUGAAGGAGUUUGCUGACCAUCUUCAAAAUAGUGGGGUUCAUGGUGCCGUCAUGGUGUUGGAUCCCUUGUUCAACUCUGAUACCAUGGCAACGGCUUUAUGUAUUUCAAGCAACAAGCACAUGGUGCGCCAUCACCUGAAUGAAGAGAUGAAGGUCCUUGUCAGUGCAUCCAGGGCAGGACUUGACCAGGAAGUUGAACCUUUGGGAACUCCACCGACACUACACCGGCGGAGUUCUCUCAGAAGCUCAUCACCCAGUUGCCAUGAUGAUCAACAGUCUUUAAGGAGGGUGAAGCAGCAGCUUGGUCUAAGCCCAAAGAAUUUCCCUGGAUGGAAGAACAGUCACCUGAACAGGUCUGGGUCAUUUCCAAGGAAUGGACUUCAGGAGGUCUCACAGCAAAGAGAGUGCUGCCCAGUUCGACAUUUUUCUGCUACUGAGCUCACCAAUGUCUGAGCCCUUCUGUCAAGAACAAUGUUGAAAAACAGGACUCUUACUUAUUGCUCACAAAUGGGAAGAUGUUGUUUUAUUUUUUGAUGAAAGUUCAUAUUUUCAGAAAACAAGCUUGGACUCUCUGUUUGCCUGUGAAGAUCUUGGCAACAUGUUAUAAGCCUUAUGUCAUUGUUAGUAUAGACUUAUUUGUAUCAAAGUGAGAGUGUUAAUAUCACAUUUGAAAUAGCAAAUAAACAAAGUAUUCAUUUAUCGGUUUAGAUCUCCACAAUGAAAAUUGUUUAUAUGUUGGAACUUUAAUGUGUUUGUUUUAGAAAAUAAACUGUGAGAACAUUAGAUUUACAACUACAUAAAUACUGUACAUUGUAAUGUAUUAUGUAGGUGAAUACAUAUGAAUUUUGUAAAUUUACAUUAAUGAAGUUCAUGUCAACCUAAUACCAGGUUUAGAGAUGAAUUAGUCCUGUGAUCUUAAAAUGAUGCAGAGUAAAUAGCAUGAGUUGUUUCUUCAAGUAUCAUUUAACAAAUAUUUUAUCCAAAGCAGUAUAAAGUACAUUACACUCACUAUACUGUAACUGUAAGGUGCUUUGUGACCAACCAAGGGAUAAUUGCUUUUGUACAUGAACAUGGUGAUAAUAUGUUUUUUUACCCAAUCACAUUGCAUGUUUUGUAUAAUAUACAUUUUCUUUAAAUUUGACUAUAGCCCUACCUGCUACUUUUAGGGGCCCAGCUGUAAAUCACAAAACCUAAUAUCAUGUAUACUUUUCUAGUAUGCAACAACCAAUCCCAUGGUCAUGUACAUUAGUAAGUUGUAUCUUGUUCAUUUGUUGAGUUAGUGAGAAGGAUUUGUUGAAAGUGAAGGUCAAAGCAAAACAAAUCUUUCAGGUGAUGCUUUUGAUCAUCCAUUUGCUGUAAGUUGUUGUUAAGUCUUUGUUCUGAUUCCACAUAUUUCUACAGCAAUUUAUUACAGGUCAUAUGUGCAAUUCCCCACACAGGAUUAAUAAAGUACUUUAUCAU
This is a messenger RNA of Xyrauchen texanus (razorback sucker), 3730 nucleotides long. RefSeq names its product kazrin, periplakin interacting protein a (gene kazna). Gene Ontology annotation, molecular function: protein binding. Lineage: Eukaryota; Metazoa; Chordata; Actinopteri; Cypriniformes; Catostomidae. The coding region runs from base 425 to 2722 and encodes 765 amino acids. The record is from RefSeq and is a predicted model, not a curated record. The transcript has 16 exons.